AUGUUCAAAAGCAAUAACACGUUGAACACGAAACAAAAGCCUUCAACGUCAACACCGUCAUCAAAGCAAUCAAAUUCCGAAGCUGCAAAGAUCAUGAAUAUCAUUUCAUCACAAUCAUCAAUACCACCAUCGACCUCAUUUUCAUUUCAAACACAUCAUGUUCAAUAUUGCUAUCCUAUUUCUAAGAAUAAGAAAAAUCAAUACAUCCCAACUGUAAAAAUAACAAAACUGCACGAGAAAAAACAAUCACUGAUUUGUACUCAAGAUGAAUUGAAACAAAUGCACAAUAAUGAACAGGUCUUGAAUGUAUUAAAUGAUAUAUUUAAUGAAAAAUUGAUUACGAAAUAUAAUGGAAAUGUUGAUGAAUACAAAAGAAAUGAAAAGGAACGACAUUCCAUUAAAAAUGAUACAAGUAUAGAAGGAACUGAUGUACAAUUAUUUGAUGAUGUUCCAAUGGAAUCAUUGAAUGAACAAGAAGAAGAUUUGAAGAAAAAGGCGUUACAAGAUUUAAUGGAUGAAGGUGUUGAUUCAAUUAUGGAUCAAUACAAAUUACCUAAAAUUUCCAUAUUCGGAGAGGAAGAGUACUCUUCAGACUCUGAUGAAGAGUCGAAAAUUAGUAAAAAGUCUAAAAAAAAGAGAAGUAAGGAAUUUGCCUUUCUUGAGGAUAGUGAUGAAGAGAUUGAAGAGAAUUUAGCAAAGGAGAUUAAUGUUGCAACUGAAGAUGAGAGUGAAGAAGCAAACGUUGCUGCUGACGAGGAAUUGUUGAAGAGCAAGGCUCAAGAAACACAGGGCUAUCUCAAGUACAGCAAAGUAAAAAAGGACAAAGUAAUUAGACCUGGAAGCAAAAAACGAAAAGCAAAUGCCGAGUAUGAAAAGAUCAAAAACUUGAUGAAAGAAAAGGAAGAUCAGAAAAAGGAUGUCGUCGACCAAAAUAAAUCAAAGGUACACGAGAAGGAUUGA
Molecule: messenger RNA, 960 nt
Organism: Naegleria fowleri
Lineage: Eukaryota; Heterolobosea; Eutetramitea; Acrasida; Naegleriidae
Exons: 1
Coding region: 1-960 (319 amino acids)
Source: RefSeq, a predicted model, not a curated record